CAAAAAAAAAAAAAGGGGGGGCGGGGGAGAGAGAAAAAAAAAGAAAAGAAACUGACUUUUCAGUUGAAAAUUCAAAGCUGAAUGUUGAGAGGAGCCUUCAAGGCUACAGGAAUCCUUAACUUUUUUUUUGCAGGUAUCUGAGUUGAAAGAAUCAGGCCUAUUUAAGGAGGUGGAAAAAUCCAAAAAAACUUUGAUUCACAAUGGGGAUGACAGUGUAUGGCCAGAAUUACGCAGAUUAAUUUUAGCUUCAUGCCUUUCUACUUAUGUAUUUAAAUCUUGAUUUUAAAUUCUUCCUUGAGCAUAGUAAUGUAUAAACUCCUACAUAUUUCAGGUUAGUCUAUUUUCAUUAACUAAAAUGUCUAUGAAGUUCCCCCUGUAGAAGAAAGAAAAGCCUAGGAUUUUAGCCUAUAUUCUUGAGACAGAGUGGGUAGGGAUACAAAAACUUAAUUAUAAUGCAAAGCAGAUUUUAUAUAUUUUGAACAUUUUAAGGAUGUUGCUAUGAGAGACUAGAUAUAAACUGACAGGAGAGUUCUUGGAAAACUACAGAGGACUGAUACUUGAUUUAGGCCUCAAAGUAUUUGAACAAUCGUGGGACAGAAGAAAAUCCAAGUGAGAGAAAUAAUACAAGAGAGAAGACAGUGGGAGUGAAAGAACUUUGUAAAAAGAGGAAGGCAGUGAAGUAGAAAGAAUCUAGCAAUCAAAUAAGAGGAGGAAUUCUGGAACUAGAGAAGUGCGGUAGAGAGUCUUUGGGUGUACCUCUUCCCCCGCUUCUUACCCAGUUCUCUGAAUUGUAUUACAAGUGGAUAAAUAAUGUGCACUGCUCUGAGCCCAAAGGUACGCAGUGGACCUGGCCUAUCUGAUAUGCAUCAGUAUAGCCAAUGGCUAGCCAGCAGACAUGAAGCUAAUUUGCUGCCAAUGAAAGAAGAUCUGGCCUUGUGGUUAACCAAUCUAUUAGGGAAGGAGAUUACAGCAGAAACUUUUAUGGAGAAGUUGGACAAUGGUGCCUUGCUCUGUCAACUUGCAGAAACUGUGCAGGAGAAAUUCAAGGAGAGCAUGGAUGUUAACAAGCCCACAAAGAAUCUACCAUUGAAGAAGAUCCCAUGCAAAACCAAUGCACCCUCGGGCUCCUUUUUUGCCCGAGACAAUACAGCAAAUUUCUUAUCCUGGUGCCGAGAUUUAGGGGUGGAUGAAACAUGUCUAUUUGAAUCGGAAGGUUUGGUCCUCCAUAAGCAACCCAGAGAAGUGUGUCUCUGUCUGCUAGAGCUUGGCCGGAUUGCAGCCAGGUAUGGUGUGGAGCCUCCUGGUUUGAUAAAAUUGGAAAAAGAGAUUGAACAAGAAGAAACACUUUCUGCCCCUUCUCCUUCACCUUCUCCUUCAUCAAAGUCUUCUGGAAAAAAGAGUACAGGAAACUUACUGGAUGAUGCAGUGAAACGAAUUUCUGAAGAUCCUCCUUGCAAAUGCCCAAACAAGUUCUGUGUGGAGCGGCUCUCCCAAGGAAGAUACCGAGUGGGAGAGAAGAUCCUUUUCAUUAGGAUGCUGCACAACAAACAUGUCAUGGUCCGUGUGGGAGGAGGCUGGGAAACUUUUGCAGGGUAUUUGUUGAAACACGACCCCUGCCGAAUGCUGCAGAUCUCCCGUGUGGAUGGCAAAACAUCCCCUAUCCAAAGCAAAUCUCCAACUCUAAAGGACAUGAAUCCAGAUAACUACUUGGUGGUCUCUGCCAAUUAUAAGGCUAAGAAGGAAAUUAAGUGAAACAAAUUGGUCACGACAAGGGGACCCUCAUAAUGGCCUGUAUCCGCUUCUCCAGUAUAGUCAGUUUAGUUAUAUGUUCUGAAAACUGUUUUGGAGAAAGAUAGACAGAAAAAUGUCAUCAUAUUGAAAAAUGUUCAAAGAGUAGCACUAUUUAUUUUUAAUGCUUCUGUAGAAUAUGACCUAUUAAAUUCUAAACUCAAAUUUAAAUUAGCCAAAUUUUAGGCAAAUUAUUAUUUCUUAAUAUGCAAACACAGUAUUUAGAACACAAACUAUUAGAAACACAAUUCUAAUUAAAGAUAAACACUAUAAGGAGAGAACAUUUAGGAUUUGCAGAUAAGUCAACAGAAAGUGCCUGCUUUACAUCCAUGAGGAAAAGCACCCCAGACAUUUUUAUAACUGCAAGAUUUUUAUGCUGUUUUUUUACAUUACAUUUUUGAUUAGUGUGAUAAUGUGCUACAAAAAAUAAUAUCCAACAGCACUACAAAUAAGUACAGAAUAUUCACAAUAGUAAUAUGUUACUGGAAAGGCCACUUCAGAAAAGUUUACAUUCACUUGGAAGGCUGCCUUAAAGUAUAUCUCUUAUCUGUGACUAAACAUCUGGGGUACUUUUAGAAGUUUUCAGUACACCCCCUUAGAGAAUAGCUUAUGAGUUAUUUCACACAUUGCUGAGCACAUGGCUGUGUUUAGAAUGAUCUAGUGUAAUUCACACAUGAGCUGACAUACGUUGAUACUUUGAUGAGUAAAUUGUACAGUCAAAAUGUUCAUUGAUUUCAUGUUAUUUCAAAGCAUUUUCUUAUUAAAAAUAUAUCUUUAGUUAAUCCUAUUUUGCUAUGCUUUCUAGUAAAGUAAAUUCACUGUAGCUAAUGAUGUUACAGACUUACGUAUACCCUUGUAUACCUGGGACAGGGCUGUUUUAUACCAAUGAACAGCAAAAUAUUGUCCUUACUCAUUCAAGAAUUAAAAGGAUAUAUUUUAAAAAUGUUA
Piliocolobus tephrosceles (Ugandan red Colobus) is the source of this 2736-nucleotide messenger RNA. RefSeq names its product growth arrest specific 2 (gene GAS2). Gene Ontology annotation, molecular function: actin filament binding; microtubule binding; cytoskeletal adaptor activity. Gene Ontology annotation, cellular component: actin filament. Gene Ontology annotation, biological process: actin crosslink formation. Lineage: Eukaryota; Metazoa; Chordata; Mammalia; Primates; Cercopithecidae. Bases 811 to 1752 code for a protein of 313 amino acids. The transcript is spliced from 10 exons. The record is from RefSeq and is a predicted model, not a curated record.